Molecule: messenger RNA, 1647 nt
Organism: Chlamydomonas reinhardtii
Lineage: Eukaryota; Viridiplantae; Chlorophyta; Chlorophyceae; Chlamydomonadales; Chlamydomonadaceae
Exons: 10
Coding region: 254-1486 (410 amino acids)
Molecular function (GO): D-cysteine desulfhydrase activity
Source: RefSeq, a predicted model, not a curated record
GUUAAGUGCAAAUAACAGAAGUGGACUGUUCGCCAAAUGCAGGAUUGUUCGGCCUCCCGACCUGACACCCGCCCUGCCGGCAAAAUGUUGGCUCAAGACUAACCUCGCUACCCAGAAGGACCGUUUGCAUAUAGUAAUUAGUAUCGAAGAUCCAAUGCGACUUUGCCCAGGCCAUCAGCGACUCAGAAACAAGCUCGGGGCAUCGAUGGGCGCACGACAGUCGCGGGCUGCUUUGAAUCCGGUCUCUUCAAGCAUGGGCCAUAACUUCCUGAGCUUGGAAGAUUACACGCCACCUGACUGGGCGAGCGGCAUACCUCUGGCACCCAGCCGCCGCUUCCGUCUGGGCAUGUUGCCCACACCCAUCCACGAGUGGCGGCUGCCUGGGCUUCCGGAGGGCGUGAGGGUGCUGGUGAAGCGAGACGACCUCAGCGGCAUGCAACUCAGCGGCAACAAGGUGCGCAAGCUGGAGUUCCUGCUGGCGGCCGCGGCGGCGGGCGGCCACGACUGCGUCGUCACCAUCGGCGGCAUCCAGUCCAACCACGCCCGCGCCACCGCCGUGGCCGCACGCUACCUGGGACUGGACUGCCACCUCAUACUGCGCACCAGCAGACAGGACGUGGACAGUGACCCCGGGCUGGUGGGGAACCUGCUGGUGGAGAGGCUGGCGGGCGCGCAGCUGCACAUGGUAACCAAGGAGGAGUACGGCGCUGUGGGCAGUACGGCACUGCUAGAGCAGCUGGCACUGGAGCUGCAGGCGGCCGGCAAGAACCCGUACGUCAUUCCUGUGGGCGGUUCCAGUGCACUGGGCACGUGGGGGUACCUGCAGGCAAUCGAUGAGAUCAUUCAUCAGUCUCGCGAGAUGGGUGAGACCAUCACGGACAUCGCAAUGGCGUGCGGCAGCGGCGGGACCACGGCUGGACUGGCGCUGGGGUCGCAUCUCAGCGGCCUGGGCGCACGCGUGCACGCCUACGGCGUGUGCGACACGCCCUCCUACUUCUAUGACUACAUCAACGGCCUCUUUCAAGGCCUGGGACUGGAGGUGCCUGCUGGCUCGCCCGGGGGAGGAGCGCAAACCCGCACCCAGCCGCAACAAGGAUCGGCGGAGGGCGGCGCAGCCGGUGGGCAGCUGCUGCUGCUGCAACAGCAGCAGCCGGAUGAGGCGCUGGCGGUGCAGUCGCUGCUGCGUGCGGUGCAGGCGCGCGGGGCAGGCUACGCCAUAAGCACUGAGGAGGAGCUGGCCACAGUGCAGGCUGUCGCCGCCGCCACGGGUGUGGUGUUGGAUCCAGUGUACAGCGGCAAGGCCGUACACGCGCUGCUGCGGGAGGUGCGGGCCGACCCGGGCGCCUGGCGGGGGCGCACAGUGCUGUUCGUGCACACGGGCGGACUGCUGGGUAUGUACGACAAGCUGGAUCAGCUGGGGCCGUUGGUGCAGGCCCGUGGGGCGGCCGUGAGCCGUAUGCAGGUGCAGGCGCCGCCGCGGGAGUAGUAAUGGGAGGGGUGGUGGCGGGAGGAGCGGCCGAGUGAUCCGAUGGCGACAUGGCUGUAGAGGAUGUGACUGGGUUUGGAUCUGGAGGGUGGGGUUGAAGUGCUGAGAUGCUGCGAAGGGGGUGGUGUCUAGGCUGACAAGGAGUAAGGGAUAAGCUCUGG